Messenger RNA from Mustela erminea (ermine), 3831 nucleotides. RefSeq names its product A-kinase anchoring protein 5 (gene AKAP5). Gene Ontology annotation, molecular function: protein kinase A regulatory subunit binding; calmodulin binding; molecular adaptor activity. The transcript is spliced from 3 exons. Gene Ontology annotation, biological process: positive regulation of adenylate cyclase activity. NCBI's taxonomy places the organism in Eukaryota, Metazoa, Chordata, Mammalia, Carnivora, Mustelidae. Gene Ontology annotation, cellular component: postsynaptic density; plasma membrane; dendritic spine. The record is from RefSeq and is a predicted model, not a curated record. Bases 1359 to 2648 code for a protein of 429 amino acids.
CAGACACUUAACGACUGAGCCACCCAGGUGUCCCAACACUGUUGUGUUUAAAGGGGUAAAUGGUGUGUGCCUGCAGAUUUCUGGGAGGACACAUCAUGAGGAGACCGCCUGGUAGGGUUGAGGGGGAAGCAGUAUAUAGAGAAUGCACCUUUUUAUCAUACAGCUUUCUAUAUUCCUUUUUUAACCUGGGAAAGUGUUGCUCAUACAGGUUUUUGUCCUGAACUUCCUUGGAAUGCCCAUUUCUGUCACAGCUUUAGCUCCACUUAUUUUUAAGUUCUCAGGAAGGACGGUCGUAAAGCUCUAACUAUAGUGAACCCUGUCUGCUCUGUUGACUCAGCAAAUAACUGAUUGAGCUGUGCCUGGGCUCCACCCCUCCCUCUGGAAUGUGUUUUCCCUGAAGUGUUUUCCCUUCUCUUCCUGUUCUUCUGACUCGGUUCUUCCUCUCCUACUCUUUCCUCCUUCUUCCCCCUUGUCUUCCUGUGUUGGAUCUUUCCAGAAGAUGUUGUGUCCGCACUGAGGCCAGUGUAAGUGCUGCUGGCAUUGGCAAAGCAGUAUCUUUCCUGGUGUCCUUGGUUUUACUAUCUUUCAUUCCCCAGGUUCACAUCAGUGUUGUAAUACAGUCAGUUUUGCCAUCCAAAGAAGCGAUGGCAGUGCUUUGGGGACAAACGACAAAGGAGUCGUGUGCAGAGCCCCAGCGUCACCACACUUCGCACGGUGCCAGUUCACAUGGUGCCAAAGCAUCACAUGGGCCCAGUCUGCACUGUUUUUGAUGUUUUUUUUAAAUAUCCUAUAGGACCUCGUCUAGAAUGGGACUUGCUGGGAAUUCAUUUUGUAAGGAAGGGAAGAAAGCAGUCUAUUUUCAGACACAGUGACUUAAAGAUCAUCUUAAAGGAUUGAGGCUUCUUCGAAUCCCCAAAAGCCAUGCGGGUUUACAUCCUUAAGGCCAAUAAGAAUAGUGAACACAAUUGGUUUGAGAGGGUUCUUCAUCUGGAUGGUAUACCGGGAGGGGCCGGGAGGAGCCAACCUGGCAACCCAACACGCAACAACCCAAUCCUGGGGCGGACCUCACAGCUGGAAUUCCCAGGAAUGCCUCCGUAGGUUGGUCCUUAAAUAAAACAAUAAUCUAUCCAGUAAAGGGCUUUCAUGAAGAAAUUAACGAGAGAAAUUACAAGUAAGAGAGAAACUAGGAAUUGUACAUUGAAGAAACCAGCUCAAACAACUGUAUGGAGUAAAACAAAAAGAGUGAAUACAUCUGGAAGAAAUUUUACUUAGUAUAUUUUUGCCCACCUUUUUGUCAUAAAGGCUGCUAAGGAAGAGAGAAUACAGUUUUCUAGAGAAAGAACGAAUGUGAUGUAAAAAUGGAAACCACGGUUUCUGAAAUUCAGGUUGAAAGCAGGGAUGAGAAGAGACCCACAGAAGUUAGUCCUCAAGAUGAGAGGCAGGAGGGAAGAUCAUCAAUGCUUUGCUUCAAGAGAAGAAAGAAAGCAACCAAAACGAUGAAGCCCAGAGCUAGCUCUGAAGCUGCUGGUACGGCAGGAACGCGUCCCCCAGAAGCAGGAGCUUCCGAUCAGCCACAGCCCCCAGGCGGGGCCUGGGCCUCAAUCAAACGUCUUGUAACACGCAGGAAAAGGUCAGAAUCUUCAAAGCAGCAAAAGCCCUUUGAGGCUAAAGUGCAACCUGAAAUCAGUGCUGAGGAUGCUGAUCUUUCUAAGAAAAAGGCCAAAUCUGGACUUAAGAUUCCCUGCAUAAAAUUCUCAAAAGGAGAGAAAAGAAGUAAUCAUUCCAAGAUUAUAGAAGACUCAGACUGCAGCAUCAGAGUCCAGGCAGAGGCUGAACAUGUGGAUACAAAAGCUCCGGCCCAAUCAGAUGAGCAGGCAACAAAAACCGAGUUGCCCCAGGAUGUAAGUAAAGACGGCUCUGGGAAGGGGGGUGAUGAGGCUUGUGAACCAAAUGUGAGCAACAGCACAACUACGGCUGGAGAAAAAGUGAUCUCAGUAGAACUUGGGUUAGAUACGGGGCACUCUGCCGUUCACCCAGGAACAUUAAUCCUUGAAAGAGAUACGGAAACAAUUGAGGAAAAACAAAGUAUUCAACCCCAGCAAGCAAGCCCACUUGAAACUUCUGAAACAGAACAUCAGCCUCCAGUGGUUUCUGAGGUUCCUCCCUCACCCACAAUCCCAGAUCAGCAAAUUGUGGAAGAUGCCGGAAGCAAGGUCCUAGAAAGUGGACCAAAUUGGGAAGAGCACGAAAGUAGAGAGAUUGUAGCCGAAGAGAGUGAGCCAAAAGGUACUGAAUUGAGCCAGGAAUCAGAGCUGAGAGAAAAUGAGGUCACUGCAGAAAAACCCAAACCAGAAGAAAGCAAAAGAAUGGAGCCAAUUGCUAUUAUUAUUACAGACACUGAAAUCAGUGAAUUUGAUGUUAAGAAAUCUAAAAAUGUCCCUAAGCAAUUCUUAAUUUCAAUUGAAAAUGAGCAAGUGGGGGUUUUUGCUAAUGAUAGUGGUUUUGAGGGUAGAACUUCAGAACAAUACGAAACACUCUUAAUAGAAACAGCUUCUUCUCUUGUCAAGAAUGCUAUCCAGUUGUCGAUAGAACAGCUGGUUAAUGAAAUGGCCUCUGAUGAUAAUAAAAUGAACAAUCUUCUACAGUGACUUAAUUUCCAGAUCAUGGGAGGGGAAAAAAACAAAAGCUUCCUGCUAAAUUAUUUUGCAUAUUUGUGGCAUUUUGCAUUCAGUUACAAAUGAGAGGCUAUCAUCUGUGGAAUUUACAGGUACAGUUCCAGCCCGGAAGUGCUAAAGAAUUAAGUAUGUAAAACUCUCCUACCACGGAAGUGCAGUCACUUCUGGAUUUUGGAGGAAGUUAGUAAAGAUCACAAUGGAAGUGACAUAUGGGGAGUAGCUAAAAUGACAUGUGGUAGUUGGGGUGCUUAGGAGGAGGAAGUGUGUUUAUUGAGCACUCAUGGUAUGCCAGAAACUCUUUAAUAUUCUCUGAUGUCACAAAGCCUUGUUACCUUUUGAUAGUUUAAUCCUGUGUAUAGGUUAACAUCACAUUGGAUUUUCAAAAAAAAAUUUUUUACAGUGCACUUUUAUGUUUAAAAUGGUGAAUAAGGUGAGCUAUUUUUGUGAAUGUGUGAUUUACAGUUGUUAAACUCAUAGGCAGUAGUCUUACCUCAAAAAAAAAUAUUGCCUUUUCCUAAUUUCAGCAGAAUGUGCAUAUUUGAAUCAAAUAUGAGUGUUUUUCUUGUCUUGCUUAGAUACCGUACAAAGCCAUUCAUAAUUUAUUUCAAAUAGGCAAAUAAUUACCAAGUGCAAAUGUGUGGAAAUGGGCCGUGCAUUUUCCCUCUCCGUCUUUCUGCCUCACAUCCAUUUCUGCAUGGGGUCAUCUGCUGAAAAGUUAGAGACAAAACCCAAAAAACUAAACAACAGCAACAGCAAAAACAGGAAGAGUAAAAUGCUGUUUUCCAUCCAGGAGAAGGCAAAUUGCCCAAGGAAAAUAUGAUCACAGAUAACAUAGGAUUCAUCUUGCAGACCACUUUCAUCCACCUCUCCCCAAAGAGGGAAUUUAUAGCCAGCCUUGCAGUUAAAGUCCCAGGAAAUCAUAACAACUUAGUGAAAAUACUCUUCACUUUUGACCAAGAAUGAGCCAAGUUCAUGGUUGAAUAGAAAGUGAAAAAUUAUUGUUAAAGCACAUUAUAUUUUAAAUAUCAGUAUUCUCUUGUUGUGCCUAUGUGUCAACAGACACCGGUAACCUACAUUUUACAUGGAUUUUGAUAAAUAACUUUUUCAUCAGUAUGUUCAAUCCAGUUAAUCCCUUACCAAAAAAAAAAAAAAAAAA